Molecule: messenger RNA, 3417 nt
Organism: Neogale vison (American mink)
Lineage: Eukaryota; Metazoa; Chordata; Mammalia; Carnivora; Mustelidae
Gene: DCAF6
Product: DDB1 and CUL4 associated factor 6
Exons: 21
Coding region: 142-3018 (958 amino acids)
Biological process (GO): positive regulation of transcription by RNA polymerase II
Cellular component (GO): Cul4-RING E3 ubiquitin ligase complex; cytoplasm
Molecular function (GO): protein binding
Source: RefSeq, a predicted model, not a curated record
CCGCCGCCGUCUGAGCCGCCGCGCCCGCGAGGCCCGGCGCGCGGAUGGUGCCGGAGCGGCUCGGCUGCUGAGCCGCGUGUCCCGCCCCUCCCGCCCCUCCCCCACGCGGUGGUCUCCCCUCCGGCCCCGCCCGGCAGAGCCAUGUCUCGGGGCGGCUCCUGCCCUCACCUGUUGUGGGACGUGAGGAAGCGGUCCCUCGGGCUGGAGGACCCGUCCCGGCUGCGGAGCCGCUACCUGGGAAGAAGAGAAUUUAUCCAAAGACUGAAACUUGAAGCAACCCUGAAUGUGCAUGAUGGCUGUGUUAAUACAAUCUGUUGGAAUGAGACUGGAGAAUAUAUUUUAUCUGGCUCAGAUGACACCAAGUUAGUAAUUAGUAAUCCUUACAGCAGAAAGGUUUUGACAACAAUUCGUUCAGGGCACCGAGCAAAUAUAUUUAGUGCAAAGUUCUUACCAUGCACAAAUGAUAAGCAGAUUGUGUCCUGCUCUGGGGAUGGAGUAAUAUUUUAUACUAAUGUUGAGCAAGAUGCAGAAACCAACAGACAAUGCCAAUUUACGUGCCAUUAUGGAACUACCUAUGAGAUUAUGACUGUGCCCAAUGACCCAUAUACUUUCCUCUCUUGUGGUGAAGAUGGAACUGUUCGGUGGUUUGAUACACGUAUCAAAACUAGCUGCACAAAAGAAGACUGCAAAGAUGAUAUUUUAAUUAACUGCCGACGUGCUGCCACAUCUGUCGCUAUUUGCCCACCGAUACCAUAUUACCUUGCUGUUGGCUGUUCAGAUAGCUCAGUACGAAUAUAUGAUCGGCGAAUGCUGGGCACAAGAGCCACAGGGAAUUAUGCAGGUCGAGGAACUACUGGAAUGGUUGCCCGUUUUAUCCCUUCCCAUCUUAAUAAUAAGUCCUGCAGGGUGACAUCGCUGUGUUACAGUGAGGAUGGCAGAGAGAUUCUUGUUAGUUACUCUUCAGAUUAUAUAUAUCUUUUUGACCCGAAAGAUGACACAGCACGAGAACUUAAGACUCCUUCUGCGGAAGAAAGAAGAGAAGAGCUACGACAGCCUCCAGUGAAGCGUUUGAGACUUCGUGGGGAUUGGUCAGAUACUGGACCUCGAGCGAGGCCUGAGAGUGAACGAGAACGAGAUGGUGAGCAAAGUCCCAACGUGUCACUGAUGCAGAGAAUGUCUGACAUGCUGUCGAGGUGGUUUGAAGAAGCAAGCGAAGUUGCACAGAGCAGCGGAGGACGAGGACGGUCUCGGCCACGAGGUGGAACGAGCCAGUCUGAUGUGUCCGCUCUUCCUACGGCCCGGUCAAGCGCUGGUUUGGAAGUGGGGGAAAGUGCGAUGGAAGUAGAUCCUUCGGCUGGACAGUCUCUUGAGCCUUCCACGUCCCCUGCAGUGUCCGCGCAGGCUCAGCUGACGCCCUCCUCUACAGAAAGCCCUCCUCCUGCUUCCUCGCUGUCUUCCCCAGACCGUGAGCACAGGCAGCCUGUGGAGGCAUCCGGACGCCGCACGCAUCAUCAGUCUGAAUUCUUGCGGGGGCCUGAGAUAGCUCUGCUCCGCAAGCGCCUGCAACAGCUGAGGCUUAAGAGGGCUGAGCAGCAGAGGCAGCGAGAACUGGCUCCGCGCGCCCAGCAGCCUUCCACUUCCGAGCAGGCCUCCCCCGAGGGCUCUUCCCAGGACCCGCAGGCUUCAGAUUCUCCUUCUUCUGUGGUUAACAAACAGCUUGGAUCCAUGUCACUUGACGAGCAGCAGGAUAACAAUAAUGAAAAGCUGAGCCCCAAACCAGGGACAGGUGAACCAGUUUUAAGUUUGCACUACAGCACAGAAGGAACAACUACAAGCACAAUAAAACUGAACUUUACAGAUGAAUGGAGCAGUACUGCCUCGAGUUCUAGAGGGAGUGGAAGCCACUGCGAAUCUGAGGGUCAGGAGGGACCCUUGGCCCCAGAGAGCUCUGUGCGGCCCCCGGGAGACAGCGACACCAAAGUUCUUGAAGAACCAUCAGAGGAUGUGACUGCAUGUCAGGAAGGUACCUCUGCAGAAAGCACAGUUGAGAACCGUGUAGACACAGGGAGAGCGUCCAGUUUGAUUAAACAGUGUUGCCGACAUGACCAGCAGUUUCCACUUUAUUUUCCGACAGCUCAGUCAGAUACACUCACAUCUGAGCCCUUGGAUUCCAGCUCAGGAGAAAGAAAUGACUUCAAUCUUGAUAGUUCCUGUGGGGUUCCAGAAGAACCCACUUUGUCUGAACAAGACAAGGAACCAGGAACUCCAGAGCAGACUAGCACUGAAGGUGCUACAGGUCAAAACCCCACCAGUCCUGAGCCUCAGUCACAAACAGAAGCCGUCGGGCCUUCGGCUCCUGAGGAGACAUUAGCCAGGGACUCUGCUCUCCCGGACACAGAUGACAGUGACGACGACCCAGUCCUGAUCCCGGGUGCAAGGUAUCGAGCCGGACCUGGUGACAGACGCUCUGCUGUUGCCCGCAUCCAGGAGUUCUUCAGGCGGAGGAAAGAAAGGAAAGAAAUGGAAGAAUUGGAUACUUUGAACAUUAGAAGGCCACUAGUAAAGAUGGUUUAUAAGGGCCAUCGCAACUCCAGGACAAUGAUAAAAGAAGCCAAUUUCUGGGGCGCUAACUUCGUGAUGAGCGGCUCGGACUGCGGCCACAUCUUCAUCUGGGACCGCCGCACCGCUGAGCACCUGAUGCUGCUGGAGGCCGACGACCACGUGGUCAACUGCCUGCAGCCGCAUCCGUUUGACCCAAUUCUAGCCUCAUCUGGCAUAGAUUAUGACAUAAAGAUCUGGUCACCACUAGAAGAGUCCAGGAUUUUUAACCGAAAACUUGCUGAUGAAGUUAUAACUCGAAACGAACUCAUGCUGGAAGAGACCAGAAACACCAUCACGGUGCCGGCCUCCUUCAUGUUGCGGAUGUUGGCUUCGCUGAAUCAUAUCCGAGCCGACCGGUUGGAGAGCGACAGGUCAGAAGGCUCUGGUCAGGAGAAUGAGAACGAGGAUGGAGAGUAACCAGCUCUGACUGGCGAGCACUGGGAUGUUCUGAGAUUUGUAGAAGACAUUUAUUAUAUUUUUUUCUUUACAGAGCUUUAGUGCAAUUUUAAGGUUAUGGUGUUUCAGAGUUUUUCCCCUUUUCGGGAUAACCUAACAUUGGUUUGGAAUGAUUGUGUGCAUGGAUUUGGGAGAGUGUGUCAAACAAAACUAGCAAAAAUGUUUUUAAAACUUUUUGCCAUGUGUGAGGAGUGCUAGAAAAUGCGAAGUGCAAUAUUUUCCCUAACCUUCAGAUAGGAGAGCUUGGAUCAAUGUGGAAGAGUAAUUUUCAUUAUAGUGAAAAUGUUGGUCAAAUGAAUUUCUACACUUGCCAUUUGCAUGUUUGUUGCUUUCUAAUUAAAGAAGUUGGUUGUUUUAAGA